CAGACAUCACCAAAACUGUGCAAAGUCAAGAUAUAGUGGAAGGUGAUCCGGAAGAUACAGGCACACCGACAAUAACAUUUCAUCCAUCGUGCUUAGAACGUAGAGAGCGUAGAUCUCGAUUAAGCUUGCGGUCAUCUACUGGUAAUGAUGCUCUGGCAUGUCCUUCAACUUACAGGUCAUAUGUCCAGCUGUUUGAAACUGAAAUAGUAACAGUUGAUGACUCCGAUGAUGAAGGUGACAAAACCAUACCAAUGGAUGGUGAUAUCAGUUUGCCAGAGUUAUUAAUAAAGUUACAGUCACAGGUUGACCUGGAGAAGAUAACGAAAUUCAAUAUCAACAGAAACCUUGUUUUAGAUGGUGCUCGGAGAGCCAUCAAAAGGAAAUCCUUCUGUGCUAAAAGCAAGAUAAGUGUGAAGUUUACGGACGAUGUAGGAAUCGCAGAAGGUGCCGUAGAUGAAGGUGGACCAAAAAGAGAGUUCUUGAGAAUGCUGAUGAAAAAGAUCCAAUACCUGCACAUUUUUGAAGGUCCUGAAAACAGAAGAAUUUUGGCCUAUAGUACAUCAGCCCUAGAAGACAAUCUGUACAGAGAUGUUGGAUUAUUCUUUUCCCUAUCCAUUGUACACGGAGGACCAUCACCAAAAUUCCUUUCUCCAGUUAUGUACAAUGCGUUGGUAGGACAAGCUGGAGAAAGGAAUAUUGAAGAUAUAGCAGAUGGUGACUUGAGAGGAGAAGUUCAAAAGUUAAAAGAUGCAUCAAGUUUGCAAGACUUGAACAAACAAAUGAAUGCAAUGUCAACCCUGUUGAUAACAGCGGGAUGUUUCAGGCCUAUAUUGAACAUGCAACAAAAAGAUAAAUUAAUCAUGGAUAUUGUCAGAUUUUUGGUCCUGGAAAGAACCAGUACUCCUCUUCACCAGUUGCGUGAUGGGUUACAGACACUUGAUGUAUUAACGUACAUUCAAGAGCAUUAUAAAGCAUUUAAGGAUUUGUUUGUCUGUCAAGGAAAUGAAAAAUUGACCGCUGAAAUGAUGGAGGUGGUGUUUAUGGAUAUCAAAAUGUCAGUUCCAGGCAGCAACAGAAGACGGGACGAGGAGAACAUUGUUGGAUAUUGGAGAGAUUUUUUAAUUGACUUGCAAGAAGAUGAGGAUGGUGAAAUUACCUUAGGUGAUGUUUUAUCAUUUGCAACUGGAGCAGACUGUGUACCUCCAUUAGGAUUUGAUCCAUCACCAUCUAUUACUUUUCUUCAUGACUCAGGAUUGUUUCCAAAAGCAAACACAUGCUCAAUGGAGUUGAAGCUUCCAGUUUCAGAAGAUUUUAAUACAUUCAAAAAAAACAUGACUUUUGGAAUUGCAAACUCACCAGGCUUUGGACUGGCAUAAACCAUUCAUGGGAGUCUUUAAUUUUAAUACUCUUCCAUACUUCAUCUUCAUUUUUUGUCUUGCCUGGUACAAAGGUUGUUACAAAUACAAAUUUGAAUAUUUCUGUAUAAAUAUAUUGAUUAUAUAAAUUCUUAUACAAAUGGUAUCAUGUUGUCGUUGUCCAUAGACAUUUGGUUUUCACACAAUAACUUAAGUAUAAGUAAAUAAAAGUCUAUGAAAUUUAAACACAUGUUUUUUUUACCACAAAAGGAAGGUUGGGAUUGAUAUUUGGAGUUUGGUCCUAACAGUUUAGGAGGAAGAGGCCAAAAGGGUAAAAUGUUAACUCUUUUUUUUUUUUUUUAUUGAUUUCAUCAAAAAUUGAAUUAUUUGGGUUCUUUGAUAUGUCUAUUCUAAUCGUGUAUUUGGAUUCUUAAUUUUUGGUCCUGUUUUCAAAUUGGUCUACAUUAAGAUCCAAAGGGUCCAAAAUUGAACUUAGUUGAUUUUAACAAAAAAAUAAUUCUUGGGGUUGUUUGAUAUGCUGAAUCUGAAAAUGUAUGAAUUUUUAUUAUGGGCCCAGUUUUCAAGUUGGUCCAAAUAGGGGUUCAAAUUAAACUUUUGUUUGAUUUCAACCAAAAUUGAAUAUAAGGGGUUCGUUCUUUGACAUGCUCAAUCUAACCAUGUAUUUAGAUUUUUGAUAUUUGGUCCCCAUUAUCAAAUUGGUCCACAUUAUGGUCUAAAGGGUCCAAAAUUGGAACUUUAUUUGAUUUCAUCAAAAAUUGAGUUCUUGUGGUUCUUUGAUACGCUGAAUCUAACCAUGUAUUUAAAUUUUGGAAAAUGGACCAUAAAAAGUGAAUGUCCAAUUUAAAACUUUUCAGCUUUUAGACCCCAUUCAUUCUGUGUCAGAAACCUAUGCAGUGUCAACUUUUUAAUCACAAUCCAAAUUCAGAGCUGUAUGAAACUCGAAUGUUGUGUCCAUAUUUGCUCCCCAUUUUCAGGGUUCCACUUCUGCGGUCGUGUCAAGCUGUGCCCUGCCAAACAUUUUAUUAUGUUAUAGUUUUGAACAAGUUCCAAAAAGAAACUUGGGUGCUUUAUAUGUUAAAUUGUUGUUUGACUCAAACUGCACAGACAUCUGAGUUUGAUUAUUUUGUAAAACAUGUAUAACAGUUAGGGAAACUGAUGAGUUGUUGAAAAUAAAAUAUUUAGAUCUAAUGUUAUCAUAAUACUAUGAACUUUUGUUUUGCAAUUUAUGGAGAACAUAACUGUCAGGUUUAUUUUCAUUAAAAUGUUUUAUUAAA
This is a messenger RNA of Mytilus trossulus (common blue mussel), 2650 nucleotides long. Its product is annotated as G2/M phase-specific E3 ubiquitin-protein ligase-like. Bases 252 to 1376 code for a protein of 374 amino acids. Lineage: Eukaryota; Metazoa; Mollusca; Bivalvia; Mytilida; Mytilidae. Gene Ontology annotation, biological process: protein polyubiquitination. The transcript is spliced from 8 exons. Gene Ontology annotation, molecular function: ubiquitin protein ligase activity. The record is from RefSeq and is a predicted model, not a curated record.